AUGGCCAUCAGGGUGACCAACUUGCGCCCUAGCGACACCGAGGAGAACCCGUUUUGGUAUACCUUUACAGUGCAAUGUACAUCAUGCCGCGAGACACACUCAAACACGGUCGGUGUUAGUAGAUUCGAGAACAAUGAGAUGAGUGGCAGCAGAGGAGAGGCCAACUUUGUGUGGAAGUGCAAGAACUGCAAGAGAGAGUCUACUGCCUCCAUCAAGACGGCGCCCAAGGCUUAUGAGCAGGGAGAACCUCCCAAGGCCCAGUCUAUCAUUGAGUUCGACUGCCGAGGACUCGAGUUCACGGACUUCCACCCAGAGGGAACUUGGCUCGCCGAUGGUAUCGACUCUGGCACAAAGUUCACAGAGAUCGAACUCACAGAUGGAGAAUGGUUUGACUAUGACGAGAAAUCCGGAGAAGAGGUUAUCAUCAAGGACCUCAAGUGGAACAUCAAGAGAGCUUGA
Messenger RNA from Pestalotiopsis fici W106-1, 459 nucleotides. RefSeq lists its product as uncharacterized. The transcript is spliced from 4 exons. Bases 1 to 459 code for a protein of 152 amino acids. Gene Ontology annotation, molecular function: zinc ion binding. Lineage: Eukaryota; Fungi; Ascomycota; Sordariomycetes; Amphisphaeriales; Sporocadaceae. The record is from RefSeq and is a predicted model, not a curated record.